Fusarium sp. VM40 is the source of this 2217-nucleotide messenger RNA. NCBI's taxonomy places the organism in Eukaryota, Fungi, Ascomycota, Sordariomycetes, Hypocreales, Nectriaceae. The record is from the annotation of a GenBank genome assembly.
AUGAGUGAUAAAGUUACUGGAGCUAUCAAACACGCAGUCAUGGGUCACGCAAAUGACAAGAUCGAUCAGCUCAAGGCCAACACGGUCGAGCCCACCGAGAACUCAAGGAUCACAUCCGAUUACGGCGUCAAGCAGAACAAUACCGAUGAGUGGCUGCGCGUGAGCACCGAGGAUCAGACUGGCCCGGCGCUGCUGGAGGAUGCCUUCGGCCGCGAGAAGAUUCAUCGAUUUGAUCAUGAGCGCAUUCCUGAGCGUGUUGUCCAUGCCCGAGGCGCUGGCGCUUUCGGUACAUUCAGACUGUUUGAGUCCGCUGCUGAUGUGACGAGCGCUGGCAUCUUUACCGACACAUCAAGAGAAACCCCCAUUUUCAUUCGAUUCUCUACCGUUCUAGGAAGUCGUGGAUCUGCUGAUACCGUGCGCGAUGUCCGUGGUUUCGCUGUCAAGUUUUACACCCAAGAAGGUAACUUAGAUCUUGUAGGGAACAAUAUCCCUGUUUUCUUUAUUCAGGAUGCUAUGAAGUUUCCCGACUUGAUUCACGCUGGUAAGCCCGAACCGCACAAUGAGGUCCCUCAGGCACAAAGUGCACACAACAACUUCUGGGAUUUUGUGUACGGGCAUCCGGAGGCAACUCACAUGUACGCAUGGGCUAUGUCUGAUCGCACGAUUCCCCGGUCUUACCGCAUGAUGCAAGGCUUCGGUGUCAACACCUUUACCCUCACCAACGACAAGGGCGAGCGGUCCUUCGUCAAGUUUCACUGGACCCCCGAGCUAGGAGUCCACUCCCUAGUCUGGGAUGAAGCUCUGAAGCUCGCUGGCCAGGACCCUGACUUCCAUCGCAAGGAUCUUGAAGAAGCAAUUGAGAAUGGCGCGUUCCCCAAGUGGAAGUUUGGUAUCCAGGUUUUGGAGGAAUCGCGCGAGCACGAGUUCGACUUUGACAUUCUUGAUGCCACCAAGGUCUGGCCUGAGGAUCUUAUCCCCGUCCGCUACAUUGGCGAGCUCGAGUUGAACAGAACUGUCGAUGAGUACUUCACUCAGACCGAGCAAGUUGCUUUCUGUACCAGUCACCUUGUUCCCGGUGUUGGCGCCUCAGACGACCCUCUUCUCCAGGGCCGAAACUUCUCCUACCAAGAUACCCAACUCAGCCGAUUGGGCAUUAACUGGGAGGAGCUGCCCAUCAACAAGCCUGUCUGCCCUGUCAUGAACUUCAACCGUGACGGUGCUAUGCGACACACUAUUUCCAAGGGCAAGGUCAACUACUGGCCUAACCGUUUCAGCACCCAGCCCCCUGCUACUGCCCAGCAGGGUGCUUAUAUCGAUUAUCAGCAAAAGGUUGCCGGUAUCAAAACUCGCACUUUGAGCAAGAAAUUCAAGGACCACUUUUCUCAGGCCCAGCUCUUCUACAACUCUUUGUCUGAGAUUGAGAAGGCUCACGUUCAGGCCGCUUUCUCCUUUGAGUUGGACCACUGUGACGAGCCCAUUGUCUACGAGCGCUUGACUGAGCGUCUUGGUGAGAUCGAUGGUGAGCUAGCCAAUACCAUUGCCGAUAUGGUUGGUGGCAAGAAGCCUACUCAGUCCAAGCCCAACCCCGGAAAGAAGGCCAAGAACCUGAGCCAGCUGGAUUUCCUCCCCGAGACUCCCACCAUCAAGUCUCGUCGUAUCGCUAUCAUUAUUGCUGAUGGUUACAAUCCCAUCGCGUUCAACGCCGUGUAUGGCGCCAUCAAGGCUCAGAGCGCCCUUCCUUUCGUGAUCGGACCUCGCCGCUCUGCCAUCUUCUCUGCUAGCGAGGAUCCCUCAUCAUCUAAGGGCACAGUUCCUCAACAUCACCUGGAGGGACAAAGGUCCACAAUGUUCGACGCCAUCUUCAUUCCUGGUGGUGAGAAGUCGAUCCAAACCUUGUCCAAGAACGGUCGAGCUCUGCACUACAUCCGAGAGGCUUUUGGUCAUCUCAAGGCCAUCGGCGGUACCGGCGAAGCUGUUGACCUGAUCAACAAGGCUAUCCAGCUGCCCGAGGUUUCCCUCUCCUCUACAGACGGCAGUGGUGUCGUCGACAGCUACGGUGUUGUGACCUUGAAGAACGCUUCCCCUGACAGCCUCAAGGAGAUUGUCACUGUUGCUUCUGAUGCGAAGGGCUUCCUGGAGAAGUUUGUUUACAACAUCAGCCAGCAUCGUAACUGGCAGCGAGAGUUGGACGGUCUGAGCACCCAGGUGGCGUACUAA